UCGAAAAAGUAAUGUAUUUCCAUAUGAAAAAGAAAGAAAAACAAAAAUGGAAUCACUAACAGCAAUGGAAUCCGGGUGGUGUCCAUUUCCUUGCCAACACAAAAUGCCUCAUGACACACUUCCCCUUCUUCAUUCAUUCAUUCGUUCAUCAUCUUUAUUUAUUUUAUUUUUAUGAUAUUUGUUUUCUAAUGGUAAUUGCAAUAUUAGCCCAUUGUAAUUUCAAUUAAAACCCACAAGAACAAAAAACCAUAAAGUCAAUUCCCAAACUGUCGUCUUUUUGUGGUAGCUAAAGCAGUUAAGUUCAUUAAUGGAUCAUUGGAAACCCAAGCUCGAAGUUUAUCAUCAACACCAACACCAACAUCAAUAUAUUCUCAAUGACCACAGCAGGGAGAUGAUUGAAGUGGUAGUAAACGAUGCAAAUGAUGCUAGAAAAGUUCAGAAGGCUGACCGUGAAAAAUUGCGGAGAGACAGACUAAAUGAGCAAUUCACUGAGUUGGGAAACUUACUAGAUCCAGAAAGACCCAGAAACGACAAAGCCAGUAUCGUUGUGGACACCAUCCAAGUGCUAAAGGAUCUAACAGCUGAAGUGAACAAAUUAAAAGCCGAAUAUGCAGAACUAGCUGAAGAAUCAUGUGAGCUGACACAGGAAAAAAAUGAACUCAAAGAGGAGAAAUUGUCUCUGAAUUCCGAUAUAGAAAAUGCCAAGGCACAAUAUCAGCAAAGAAUCGGGGCUUUGGUCCCAUGGGGUGUAGGUGACCAUUCUUCAGUUGUUACGCCACCACCCUACUCAUUUCCUGUUGCUUUACCUGUCCCCUCGGUCCCUGUCUCAAUGCAACUGUUUCCAUUUUUCACAAAUCAUAAUAUGCCUGGUGCGGUUCCUACUUCCUCACAGGCUUUUCUUCCAUAUCCCAACACAGCCAACACCCACAUUAAUCAGUCAAUUCCUGUAUAUGAACAUACCUCAUAUAGUUCAAGCAAACAAGAAUGUAGAAGCAAUUCCUCUGAUCGGUUUAGGGGUAGCAAUGAUGAAAGAGGUGAUAAUGCUGUCGAUGUGGCAACAGAGUUAGAACUUAAAACCCCAGGGUCAAGAUCUUGUCAGGACUCAUCGACUGGACAUAACAAACGGAAACAAUCCAAAAGGGAUUGUUCAAACAAUAGAUACACUUCUUCUCAGGGGUUUCAAGAUAGCUCUUCAAAUAGUGAGGUGGACAACAAUGGAGGGGUUUAAUCAGGUGCCGCCAAAUGUGAAGCCAUUCACUAGCCAAAUACCAAAGAACCCCUUGAAUUUGUGGCCUUAGUUGACUUGGAAACCGGAUCAAGUAUUUCAAAACUGCCGCAGAAAAAUGUGGGGGAGUUUGCUGUUCGAAAGUUAUUGAUUCCCCUUUUGGAGAAAAAUCAAGAGAUACGAUUUCAAAAAGACAAAAAUCCCCAAAGCUAACGAGAUGCUAGACACCCUUUUAGUCUUUGACAUAUGUCAGGAAGGAGGGGAUUGGUAAAAAAACAUGUUUUCCCUGAAACAGAUAUAUAUUGACUAUUGAAUAUGUAAUAACCUUGGCAAAGAACCGAUAGAAAGGACUCAAAUGCCCUGUAUUUGACAAAAUACAAUGAAUGAUAGAUGCAGUGUAAUUUUCAUUGGUGGAAAAUACUUGUAGCUUCAUUUUGUAACACAAAAAUGACAACUACAGUAAAAUCUUUAUAAUAAUGU
Erigeron canadensis is the source of this 1705-nucleotide messenger RNA. RefSeq names its product transcription factor bHLH121-like. Gene Ontology annotation, molecular function: DNA-binding transcription factor activity; protein dimerization activity. Gene Ontology annotation, biological process: intracellular iron ion homeostasis. The transcript is spliced from 5 exons. The record is from RefSeq and is a predicted model, not a curated record. Bases 308 to 1228 code for a protein of 306 amino acids. NCBI's taxonomy places the organism in Eukaryota, Viridiplantae, Streptophyta, Magnoliopsida, Asterales, Asteraceae.